Molecule: messenger RNA, 871 nt
Organism: Capsicum annuum
Lineage: Eukaryota; Viridiplantae; Streptophyta; Magnoliopsida; Solanales; Solanaceae
Product: protein FAM32A
Exons: 3
Coding region: 153-566 (137 amino acids)
Cellular component (GO): nucleolus
Source: RefSeq, a predicted model, not a curated record
ACAAGAAAUGGAGAGGUCUUCAUGUAAUUAAAUAUAGUUGUGGGUCUCCAACGUAAAUAUUAUCUUCUCCCUUUAACAAAAAAUCACUCUUUUUUCCUUCCACUUUUCUAUCGAACAGCUUUUGGAAGCUCCGACCGCCGCCGUAUUCCGAAAUGUCCGCAUAUGAUAAUGUGGUUGGCGGGAAGCUGAAACUAAAGGGAAAGGCAUUGGAUGUAAAAGCUCCUGGAAUGAAGAAAAAGAAAAAGAAACAAAAGAAGGAUUAUGAUCAAAUCUCCCAGGUUACAGAAAAUGAGCUUUCAACAGAUGGUGGUAGUGGAUCAAUAGAUGAUUCCACCAAGGAAGAGACCACAGAUGCAACUAAAUCUGUAGGUGAAGAAAAUGCCGGUCGCUGGGAUGAUCAUCUAACCCCUGCAGAGAGACGCUACAUAGAACAAAGAGAGAGGAUCGACAUGCAUAAGAUGGCCAAGACCGCUAAUAAAUCACAUCGUGACCGGAUUGAAGAUUUCAAUCAGUACUUGGCAAACAUGAGCGAACACUACGACAUUCCCAAAGUCGGUCCUGGCUGAUCAAGAACAAAUCUGAAAUUUGCUGCAUCUCUCUAUCUUGUUUAUCGCUAUUUCGCUUUUAGCAUCUUCUGUAGCUACUUUUAUAGCAUUUUGUAUUUAUGUAAUUCAGCAGUUCCUUUUGCUAGAUGGUCUCUGAAUGACAUGUUGACCUUUGAUGUUGAACCUAUCAAAGAUGUUGCUCAAAAGGAUGAUGUAAUUCUACAGAUUGUAUGUACUUAAGAAUGAAUGCCUGAACCCACUAUGUGCGUGGUCCGGAGAAAGGUCGGACAACAAGGGUCUAUAAAUCUGAGUUUUUUUUUGAGAGA